AUGGGCGACUCGUUCACCCUCCCGCUCCGUCCUCUUUCCGAGACGCACCAUCAGAAAGAUACUUUACCCGUCGCCAUCGCCCAGAUCAAUGCUCAAUGGGGUUCCUUUCGUGAUGUCAGCGAGGCCAGUCUCCGCGCCGAAUUAGAAGCAGAGAAGGAUAAAGAUGCUCUGACUGAAACAGAAGAUUCCAAGGUUAAUCCUCCUGCGGACAUCGAUACGGCCGAGCGCUUGGAGCAAUUGUACAAACGUCGGGCGGAGAUCACCCAGUUUGCCAUCCAGGCACACAUGGAGACGAUGUUUGCCCUAGACUUUGUCUCCCUGAUUCUUUCCAAACAUGCGCCCCGCCAGGCCGAAAUGUCCAUAUCACCUUUCUUGAAACAGAUGAUUCCGUUGGGCUCUUUGAGUGCGGAAGUCGUCAACCCUCCUCCGAAAUCAGAGGCGGCCAAAAUAGACAUAAAUACCGUUUCACGUGGAUGGAGACUACAAAGUUUCAACGCUGCUGCUGAUAAAUUGCUGAAGUCGGCGGCAAGGUUGGAGCAGGAGGUCGAGUCCGAGACCAGAUACUGGGGUGAAGUAUUGACCGUCAAGGACAAGGGCUGGAAAGUGUGCCGGCUGCCAGGAGAGCGACAGGCCCUUGGGGUACAAUACGGAUUUUUAGAAGCUACUCCAAUAUUCCGUGACCGGGGUCUCGCAUCUCUACGGAGGGCGGAUGAUGGAAGUUUACUACUAGACAAAGGCCUGGUUCCAUCCAAGAAUCGAGCGGUACGCGUUCGCAUAAAGGAGAAUGGCCAGAUCACUGGAUGCUCGAAACUGCAUAAGUCAGCUGUGUCAUCUAACAUGGGCUCAGUAGAAGGUCAUAUCUUGCAGGCGCGGGACAACAUUUUCGAGGAGGAGCUUUUCCAUGAGCUGGUACGCGAGGCGAGAGUGAUGGCAGGUCAAGGUGUUACGACUCGUCAGAAUCUAGUUCAGUUCCCCGUGUCGGGAGAGCAAGAGAUCCUGUUGGAUCUUGUGGAUGCAGAUAGCGGCGAAGACGGACCCGUACCUUCCUCUCAGCAGAAUAGUAUGCUCGCCGAAGGGCUUUCGCAUUUCAUCCACAUCCUCCUUUCUUAUUCCCACCGCCAGAACUUAUAUCGAAGAAUGCAAAUACCUGCACCCUUAACCUCGAAGAGAAAGCGUGUUCCGGAGUACCAUCUUUUACGUCCUUCCAUGGCCUAUUUACAGCAUAACUUCCACCUGCAGUUCUUACAGUCGUUUAUGAAGGAUAUCCACGCCACAGUGAAAUCAUCUGGACUUCUCUGCGGGUAUACAUCUACUCCAUUUUCGUCGGUCGAACUUCCUGGCGAUGAUAUUUCUAGGCCAAGGGCGGAAGCUCUAGUCGGUCAGUUUCUCCGUCCGUUGGAAUCUGUGUUCUCCAGCGACCUGGUUACUCCGGGCAGUUCACUCAAAGUCCAUAUCCGCACUAAUCUUUCCGGCCCACCUCUCGGUACGAACUACGACUUCUCUAUCCGUUUGUCCAAAUUCCCAGAUGUCCAGCCUCCCUCUCGAGUCGGAUUGAAGGAUGAUGCCGCGGCAGUCAUUACACAUUUGAUGCUUCUCGAUAUUGUGUCCGCUAUCUCAUCCUAUCGACCGAAUAAGACAAAUUCUAAUGUCAUAUCCACCCAAAAUACCAACGAGGCUGCGAAGAAUCCUUUGACGUGGGAAGCCACCUAUCCGCAUCACGGAGAACUGCUGGCCUUUUCACCGGCUAUGGGAGUUAAUAAGAAAAUGAAAGUUAUCCUGACUCGUGACAAGCUGACUUUGCAGACUCAUUACGUCCGAGGAGCAGGAAGCCUUGGUCAACGGGGAGCGGAAAAGAAUAUGCAAGAGAUGCGCUCAUGCACCUGGACAGCGUCUCCCGAGGCAAAAGAUCCUAUGACUUUACAGCAGAGCUUGAUGGAAUUUCUUGCCGAGGCAUCAAAGGAUUGA
Monascus purpureus is the source of this 1965-nucleotide messenger RNA. The record is from the annotation of a GenBank genome assembly. Lineage: Eukaryota; Fungi; Ascomycota; Eurotiomycetes; Eurotiales; Aspergillaceae.